This is a messenger RNA of Medicago truncatula (barrel medic), 1159 nucleotides long. RefSeq lists its product as uncharacterized. NCBI's taxonomy places the organism in Eukaryota, Viridiplantae, Streptophyta, Magnoliopsida, Fabales, Fabaceae. The coding region runs from base 190 to 756 and encodes 188 amino acids. The record is from RefSeq and is a predicted model, not a curated record. The transcript has 5 exons.
CAAAUCAAAAUGAUCCAAACUGAAUUGUAUUGAAAAAUCAUGAAUCAACCUGUUUUAGUGAGAGUUGUUAGCAAUAAUUAGUUUUUUUAUUCGGUUUGAUUCCGCGGUUCAAUUCAAUUUUUUGGUUUUUUUUUCCAUCCAAAAAAAAAAAACGCAGUAGCUACACACGUGGGUGACGAAAGUACCCUUAUGUUUAGUUUCAUUUUCUGCAUCAAUCAACAUAAUACAACAUGGCCCUUUGAUUUCUCCUUCCAUGUUAGAAGAAGAAGAAGAAGAAAGAGAAUAACAUCACAAAUACGCAGAAGAAGAAGAAGAAGAAGGAUGAUACCGCAGCAGUGGGCAUCUCCAUGCGGAAACAAAUGCACCAACAAAUACGCAGCCCUCACCAAACUUCCAUGGCGAGUAUUCUGCAAAAAAGGAUGCAAUUCAGAUGGAGAGACAUGGGAAGAAUGUUUGGAGGACUGCAAUCAACUAUGCUACAAAGAUCCUGUACUGAAGGACCAACAGUGGAGUGCUUAUAUUGACCGUUCUCCUGGAUCUGCUACUUAUUCAGAGGAAUGUUUCCAUGCUUGUGUAUCUGGCUGCGGUUACAAGUUUGAGGUUAAACCAGAUGAGGCUGAUAAAGUCUGUCCUAACAGGCCAUUGAAGCCUGAGCCCGAGCCUGCUCAGAAGCAGAAGACCAAGCCUGUUCAGAAGCAGAAGCCAAAACAUGUCGACCCCAUUGACCCACCUGAUAUACCAGACACUUCUGCAUAGUUCAAGAAAACCCAAGCUUACAAGAAACAAAGAAUGCGUCCUGAAGAAAAUACUUUUUGUUUUUAUAUUUUGAUUAUAAAAAUAUCACUUCAAUUUUGGACAAACUGAAAAUAAGUGAUAGUUUUACAAUUAAAAUUUAAAAGAAAUUAAAACAGAAAAUGUUUCUUCAAGAGACCCCUAAUUAUUCUUUAUUUUCUACACUUGCAGGAAUUUAUGUUUUCUUUUUAACUUAGUUCGUGCUUGUUAUCAGCAUGAUUAAGAUCCAUUUUGUAGGCAACAUUGCAAUAUAAUGAUUUAUGCUUCUUAAGUAUUUCAUUUUGGUUCGAGAACGUUGGAUUAGAAUGUAACUGUUGAUGCCAUGAGUUUUAUUAUGGAGAGUAGACCUAGAUUUCAAUUUUCUAUC